AUGGAAGGAAUGAAGGCUGGAGCUUUUGUCGAAGGCGGGAGUACAUCUGAACUUCCAUCACCAAAACUCCGUAGCACAUGGGAGCCUAUUGACUAUUCAGCUGCAACACGAUUCCAGGUUCUUAAGCACGGCCAUCCCGGUAUCUGCAAAAACGACAAGACUGUAGCCACUUCUGGUCCAGAGAGGAGACUGAAGCCCGCUGGGGCAGGUGAGGCAGCGAGCGGCCCGUGCAGGCGACAGGUUGUGCACGCGGCUCGGCUCGCCGUUUAUUCCUUCCCAUUUGCAGCGGGCUGCGGCGCUUUGUGUCCGACUGCAGAGCUCGCCUCCUCCCUGCGACAGGUUGUGCACGAGGCGGGCUACGCCGGCCAGGGGCUCAGCUCGUGGGAACCCGCCGGCCGGCGCGGCAGGUUUCGUGAUGAGUAUUCACAACUUGUCUUACAGGCUCUGGCUGUUCUUCUCCCGUUCCCAACAACAUUCUCAGCAUAUGCAGCUACGAAGACAAAAUACCGCUUGACUGGAUCUGCACCUGAUAUGCAUCUUCAGCUCUUUUCUUUCGUGCCUAACACUGAACAGUUGAUCAAAAAUAAGAAAACAUCAUACCUACCAUUAUACGGAAACAAUUUUAUCAAUUAACAGUGGAGUCAAUACAAUGUUAUUAUGUUUAUUGUAUUAU
This is a messenger RNA of Schistocerca cancellata (South American locust), 673 nucleotides long. RefSeq lists its product as uncharacterized. The coding region runs from base 1 to 633 and encodes 210 amino acids. The transcript is spliced from 3 exons. The record is from RefSeq and is a predicted model, not a curated record. Lineage: Eukaryota; Metazoa; Arthropoda; Insecta; Orthoptera; Acrididae.